This is a messenger RNA of Anthonomus grandis grandis, 4499 nucleotides long. RefSeq lists its product as uncharacterized. The coding region runs from base 344 to 4369 and encodes 1341 amino acids. The transcript has 2 exons. The record is from RefSeq and is a predicted model, not a curated record. NCBI's taxonomy places the organism in Eukaryota, Metazoa, Arthropoda, Insecta, Coleoptera, Curculionidae. Gene Ontology annotation, molecular function: protein-folding chaperone binding.
ACCAAAGCAGAAACACACGAGACAUUCUACAAUGUGAACGCUUCGCCUCGCAUUUUUGAUAAACGCGAUUUAUCAAAAAAAAAAUUAAAAAUCGUGUUUUAAUUAUGUAAACUGCGGUCUCUUUUAAAUGACACCGUUUAACUAUAAUAACGUUAUAGUUGGGGAUACAAAAUUCCCGUUUUUAUCAUCGUCAUCAAGGAAAAAUAUAGGUAUCUUUCGUUAUCAGUUUUAAGGUGUAAUCACACAAUACCCUGAUUAAAUUUUUAUUAAACAUGGUGUGUGGUUAUGGUGUGCUACGGAGGAAAAUAAAUUUGUUAGCUGAUGAAAAACUGAAAAUUCGAUCAUGGGCAACCCCUACUCUAGACCCGAAGACCGUCUGCGUCACAUUUCCAGAGAAGUAAACUCUCUGAGGUCCUCACUACGCACCUCUAGUCAAAACCUCACCAGGGACAAAAAAGAAAUCAUCCUCAGUAAUUUGGCGCAUCAUAGCAGCGAAGUCAGCUCUAUGCAUGGCAAAAUUAAGAGAAAACAACUGGAGAGCACUCUCAAGAACAUAUCUGACACUAUGGAGCAGGUAUUCAAGAUCGAACCAUCUUUGGACGGUGGGGCAGUGGAAAGCGAUUCAUUUGUCAAUGUGCCGUUGGGCCGCAGGGCCAACUCCUUGGGAUCACUUAGGAGCUCUGGAAAGAAAAAUCUUCAAAAGCAAGUUUCUGCCGAAGCUUAUAGAGGCAGCGUACCAACUUUAAGGAACAUUGAAGCGAAGUAUCAGGAACUAAAAACCCAAAUUGCUACUGCGAUUGAUAAUAAGGAUUCCAAGCUGCUUAAGGUGCAUCAGCAGACCAUCAAAGUACUUGCAGGCGAUCUGGAAAUGAUCCGUAUAGAAAAAGAUACACCUCUGGAAAAGCGUAAGGAGAGCAUCGAUAAAAAAAUCGUCAUCAUGUAUCAGAAAGUCAACAGAGCCUUAAAUGAAUUUAAAAAGAACGAAUUGAAAGGGAAUCAAAAUAAGCAGCAAAGAAAACUGGAAGCAAUGAGAGAGUUGGCUGAUAUUGAAAUGCUUUUAGCUGAAAAUGAGUCCCUCCUAGAUAAGCUGGUUAAGGAGAAGAAUUCUUCUGAUUUUGCCACCAUCAGGAACAACAUCAUUCACACCAAUCAGCGCCUAGCAAAGGUGGAUAUCGUUGAUAACGAGGUGCAAGAAAAAGUGGUUUUAUUGUCACAAAAGAUCACCGAAACCGUAAAAUCUUUAGACAAAAUCAUGGCUAAAAAGGAGUUUGAGUUCAAAAUAAGUAAAUCAAUUGAAUCAUUUGAAAGAAUUUUAAGAAACUUUGAUCCGAAAACCAACGGUAAAGAAUCAAUACAAAGCCUGCAAGGUAUCAGAAAUUCAAUGGAGCACUUGGAAGAAAUAAACGAUUCAUCAAAAGCAAGAAAGCGUCAACUCUUACAAUCAAUUGACCAACAAAUCACCACCCUAACGCGUUCAUUAGACCAAGCAUCUGAUAAGGAAAUCAUAGACCAAAUUGUGGAAGACAACGUCAUUUUGAGAAAAAAAGCCAAGAGCGGUGACACUGAACACACAGUAAUCGACCAGUUCAUCAACUACUGGAAUAACAUAAAAAACAACUUUGACGUAAACUCAUACUCUAACCUUUCCCUUUUGAGGAUUGACAGUGUCCUCGAAGAGAUGCAACAAUCCAUUUAUGAUAUCCGAGUCGGUAUCGCCAGCAAAUGCGAUUUGGAGGUGCCAUACAGUUUAUCCAAAAGGCACUCCCAAUCAGUGCCAAGACUGAACACCCGAAAAAGUCUGGAGCAGGUGGACAAUAAAAUCAUCAAAACUAAAGCUAAGAUUUACAACAUGUCAACACCAAACUUGCAACACGUGGAAAAUCAACAACCAAACAGUAGAUUUUCUAAGAUAGAAGAAAUCAAGCUGCAAGUCAAUUACAUAAAGGAAAAAAUCAACGGGAGCCCCAACAAAUCAAUCCUAAGAACCAAAUUAGAACAGUAUCGAAUCGACCUUGAGCAGUUCGUUAAGGACACCAAUAAAACCGUAGCAACUAACGCAAUCUUAGUUUCAAACCAAAUCGUCGAGAUGCUACACGAACUGGUCCUGCUUGAGUUCAAAGAACGAAUCGAAACACUUUUCAAAAGAGUUCAGCACUUUAACGGUAGCAGAUAUGAUAAAGAAUACGCGGAUAUCAAAAAUGACUUGGCCAACAUCCAAAUGAGUUUGGAAAAUUUUAACAUUCCUGAACAGUUUGAAGGUUUACAAGUAGAAAAGGGUGAGUUACUCGAAGACAUCAAUAGUAACCUGGAGCACCUUGAUGAGCGCAGCAAUAAUUACCGCAGAUAUGAGUGUGAAAACGUUAAGCAAAUCAAAGAACAGUUGCAGCAACUUAAUGAAAAAGUCAAACGGUUUUCUGGUACCUAUAAAAGUGUUUUAUAUAAUAGCAUUGAACGCGAGCUAAACAGACUGUUGACAGACGUGCUGGAACAAGUUGAGGAUAAAACAUGGUCAGAUGAAAUUACCAAAGAGACUGAAAGACUACUGAAAAUUCUGGAGCAACGUUCCUCUUUAGCUCAAAGUUUUAAAUCAAAUGACACCAAAUUAGGUGAGCAAGCAGGCAUGUCCAAAAUAAAAAAUGAUCUCUUUAAUAUCAAGAGAGAAAUCGAUCGAACAGCUGAAAACGAUGUCAAGACUUUUAUAGGUCUUCAAAGCCGCUUGGACCUUGUCAAUCUGGAACUAAGCCGAAUUGCUUCCAAAUCAAAUGAAAAUCUCGAGAAAGAAAAGGAAAUUGUAGCUAAUGAAACACAAACCCUAAAGAAUGUGGUUGAUGCUAAAGUGGCUCUUAGUCAACAGCCAAUGGUUCAAUGGCCACAAAGAGCCUUGCAAGGCGAGGGUUAUCCGAGGAGCGAUGUACUGGAAAAGAUUGAAGAAGUUGAGAGAGCGUUUGCUACCCUAAAGGAAGAAAUUCAUCACUCCAGUAUGGAGCAAGAUAUUCAUAAAUACUACAAGCUAACCCAAGAUAUUAAAACCCUCGAGGAAAAGCUUACUUCUUAUAAGUUCAUUCGAGGAACUGACUUGUGUAUACGCCAAAUGAAUCUUCUCACUGAGAUGCAAUAUUACAUAACUGCCCUGGAAAAGGAGGCUCUGGAUAUCGAUUAUUUGGUCAACAUGGAAAGGAAGCUAGAUUCUAUCAGGCAUUUAUUCGAUAGCAAGGGUCAGCAAGACUUAAAAACAAUGGCAAAGGAGUUGCAGGGUAUCCAGAAGAAGCUAGAGGAACAUAAUUUUAAGACUUCAAAUGAGAACUUAAGAACUAGGAAAAGCAGUGUGCAACAAAAGACCGAAGGGCUAGUGCAGAAAUUGAAAACAAUGCAAGUCGCUGGUAAAGAUUAUAAAAUGGAUGAUAUUGAGAAGCAAGUAGGGAGUUUGGCAACGAAAGUGACAUCAUUCGUAGGCUCACGUAAAGAUAAACGGUAUUAUGAGUUGAAUGAGGCUGUUAUGAAUUUAAUUGUGCAUUUGGAGAAGUCAAAUUACGAUCAACUAGAGCUGCAACAGAGGAAAGCAAAGUUGUUAAAGGACCUUCAUGCCUUGGGACAAAUAUUGGAUGACCGUGCCACUCAAACACAGUCAAUCGUUCAUAUAGAGCAGGAGAUCGAUAAGGUGUCUACAAUGAUUGAUCGUUUUAAAGGCAAUCAAGAAGAUCUUGAUGAAGUUAGAACAAAAAUGGAAGAUAUCAAGAAGAAAAUUCAAGCAUUAAGAUUUGCACCUGAUUUCGUCUCUAGGAAAAAUGCUUGCGUAGAAAAGCUUAGCGCUUUAUUUAAUAAAUCAAUGCUUUUGACUCCUAAACCUUUAAAAUCUAAGGCUUCUCUUGAAUAUGGAGCUUCUGACUUUACUUUAGAUGAUCAACUUGAAAAGAUUAAAAGAGAUGUGGACCAAGUAGAAACUCUAUUGCAAGGACGCGAAUCCAGCGGUUAUGAAGAAUUACAAAAACAUGAUGAAGCGUUAGUUAUGUACACAAAAAAAAUUAAUGAGUUAGGAAUUACGAAGGACUCGCCUAAAUAUGCAAAAGUGCUGAAGCUCUAUGAUAAAAUUGAAAAUCUUACUGAUGCAAUUGAUGACAAAAUCCAAGAUUUCGAUAAGCUGGCUGGUAUCAGUGCCGACGUUGAUCAAAUAUCACAAAAAAUGGACACUCCACUAAACUACGAUCAGAUCAACAAGCUAGAUGAGAGGUUGAUCCACUUGCAAGUCUCUUUGGGAAAAAUGGUUAACCCAGAACUUAAGGCGCAAAUAGAUGCAUGUAUGUUGAGGAUAAUCCUGUGUUUGCAAAAAAUCGCCGAUUUUAGGGCGUCUGUUCAUGGUACUUCCGUUUAAAAUUUUUUGAAUUUUGUAUACCUAAGUAUUAUUUUGUUUAGCCAGUAUAAUAUGUUUUUAAAAUUUUAAUUUUUUUUUCGUGAUUGUGUUUACUUAUUGUUUUUUUUUUAAUAAAAAGUUUAGAAAAAUC